Molecule: messenger RNA, 1192 nt
Organism: Strongylus vulgaris
Lineage: Eukaryota; Metazoa; Nematoda; Chromadorea; Rhabditida; Strongylidae
Source: the annotation of a GenBank genome assembly
AAACCGUUAUGUUGGCUAUGAUGCCUGAAGAUCUGAAAGCAGGCGGUUACUGCGACACGUAUACUCACUGCGAAAUUCAUCCAGCGAUGAUUCUUGGAGUUUGCGCCUCCAUUAUUCCCUUUCCGGAUCAUAACCAAAGUCCGAGAAACACGUACCAAAGUGCUAUGGGUAAACAAGCUAUGGGUGUUUACACCACAAAUUUCCAUGUUCGAAUGGACACGCUAGCUCAUGUUCUAUAUUAUCCACAAAAACCGUUGGUUACGACGAGAUCUAUGGAAUAUCUCAGGUUCAACGAGCUUCCUGCUGGCAUUAACGCCAUUGUUGCGAUUCUUUCAUAUACUGGAUACAAUCAAGAAGAUUCCGUCAUCAUGAACCAAUCAGCUAUUGACAGAGGAUUCUUCAGAUCGGUGUUUUAUCGUUCUUACCGUGAUCAAGAAGCGAACUUGGAUGGCGCGAAUGAGGAGCUUAUUGAAAAGCCGACAAGAGAUAAAUGCUCUGGGAUGAGACAUUCUCUUUAUGAUAAGGCAUGUGAACAAAAUAAGAUUCCUCUGGACGACGACGGAAUCAUCUCACCUGGCAUGCGUGUUUCCGGAGAUGAUGUGAUUAUAGGGAAGACAGUUGCGCUUCCUGAAGUUGUACGUUUUGUGAUGUUAACUUUAUUUUCUAUUUUCGUGCUUGUAUGCUCCUUCCAGGACGACGAUUUGGAUGCAAGCAGUAAGAAAUACACGAAAAGAGAUGCAUCAACAUUCCUUCGCAGCUCUGAAACUGGUAUUAUUGAUCAAGUAAUGGUAUCACUAAACACCGAUGGAAACAAAUUUGUGAAAAUCCGCGUAAGAUCAGUGAGAUUGCCUCAGAUCGGAGACAAAUUUGCAUCCCGACACGGGCAGAAGGGUACUAUGGGUAUUAUGUACAGGCAGGAAGAUAUGCCGUUCACGUGUGAAGGGUUAACACCAGAUAUUAUUAUCAACCCUCAUGCAGUUCCUUCCCGUAUGACCAUCGGUCACUUGAUUGAGUGUCUUCAAGGAAAGAAAAGAAACCAACGUCAUAGCUUAUCGAAUUUUUCCCUGUUCCGCUUAUUAGAUUAUCAAGUAUUUCCAUAUGAUCUUAGCUUGGUAGGUUAUGUUGGUUACAUCAUUACUCCUAGGACUUGGAUUUCAACUGCUCCUCCAUUUUUAGCUUUCUGCCAAUAAGG